UUUUUCCUAUCACUUGUCUUUUGUCCGAAAAAUAGACUAAAAUCGGGCGUUUGUAUUUCCGAGUAAAAUGUCGAAACUUCUUCUUUAUAGUCGCCGCUUCAGUUCUCUCUCACAUGAUCAACUGCUGCUCACUCCCAAGUUUCGGCCCUUCACUCUAAACAUCCUCCAUUUCCGAACAUUUUCAGCCGAUGUCAAUGGGGAAACCAAAGCGGAGACAGCAAGGAGUAUGGGUUAUGAAGGCGAGGGGACCGGCUAUAAUGACAGCAAGUAUCCGAGUGGCGAGUUUGUUUUCAAGCAGCGGAGCGCGCGGGAAGAGUUUCUGCUAAAGACUAGGCUGUUCUUUGCUUUGCCUUGGGAACGCUUCGAGAAGGGCAGUGUUUUGAAGAUGAUACUGCGGGGAGAGAUAUCCGAUCAGCUGAAGAGCUUCUCCAGAGCGUUAUCUUUACCUCAAAUUUGUCAAAAUUUUGAAAAAGCAGCUUAUGAUCCUCGUGUGGUGGGUAUUUACCUCCACAUCGAUACAUUGAAUUGUGGGUGGGGAAAGCUAGAAGAGAUUCGGAGGCACAUUUUGAAUUUUAAGAAAUCAGGUAAGUUCAUCACAGGCUAUGUGCCUGCAUGUGGAGUGAAAGAGUAUUAUAUUGGCUGUGCUUGUGACGAGCUUUAUGCUCCACCAAGUGCCUAUGUUGGAUUGUAUGGGUUACUUGUUCAGGCAUCAUUUCUUGGAGGUGUGCUUGAGAAAGUUGGUAUUGAAGCACAAGUCGAGAGGAUUGGUAAAUACAAGACUCUUGGAGAUCAACUUACACGUAAGAGUAUGUCUGAUGAGAACCGUGAGAUGCUGACUGCUCUGCUCGAUAACAUGUACAGCAAUUGGCUUGACAAAAUUUCACUUGCAAAAGGAAAGAAAAAGGAAGACAUUGAAAAUUUUAUCAAUGAAGGAGUGUAUCAAGUUGAGAGAAUGAAAGAGGAAGGCUUAAUAACAGAUAUUAAAUAUGAUGAUGAGGUUAUGUGCUUGUUGAGAAAACGCCUGGGAAUCCCAAACACAAAAAGACUUCCUACCGUUGGCUACAGGAAAUACAGUAGUGUCAGGAGAUGGACUCUGGGCUUGACUGGCUAUGAAGACCAGAUAGCUAUAAUUAGAGCAUCAGGGAGCAUUAGCAGGACACAAGGCCGAUUUAGGACACCCAGCUCAAGGAUUAUUGCUGAGCAAUUCAUUGAAAAGAUUCGCAGUAUAAGAGUGUCAAAAAAGUAUAAAGCUGUCGUCAUUCGAAUUGAUAGCCCUGGGGGAGAUGCCCUUGCUUCUGAUUUAAUGUGGAGGGAAAUCAAACUUUUGGCGGCUACGAAGCCUGUUAUUGCAUCACUUUCUGAUGUAGCUGCUAGUGGAGGAUAUUAUAUGGCAAUGGCUGCAGAUGCUAUAGUUGCAGAACACCUUACAUUAACCGGUUCAAUUGGAGUUGUGACAGGAAAGAUUAAUCUGGGGAAAUUAUAUGAGCAUAUUGGCUUCAAUAAGGAGAUCAUUUCAAGAGGAAGAUAUGCAGAACUUGCUGCCGCUGAACAUCGACCAUUGAGAGCAGAUGAAGCAGAACUUUUUGCCAAGAGAGCACAGGAUAUGUAUAAACAUUUUCGGGACAAGGCAGCCUUUUCCAGAUCAAUGAGUGUGGACAAGAUGGAGCAGGCUGCACAGGGCAGAGUUUGGACUGGUCAUGAUGCUGCUUCACUUGGUCUAGUUGAUGCUAUUGGUGGGCUCGCUCGGGCUGUAGCAAUAGCCAAACAAAAGGCUAAUAUACCACUAGAGAAACAGGUAACUCUUGUUGAGCUGUCAAGGAUGUCCUCCUCCCCACUUGAAAUUUUGAGGGACAUGGGGAACACCUUCGUCGAAGCAGAUGAAGCUGUUAAAGAUUUGAUACAUGAGACGACAUCUUCUGAUGCAAUUCAAGCUAGAAUGGAUGGCAUUUUGUUUGAGAAGUUGGAGGGUGCUACUUACACCAACUCUGCCUUGGCACUGGUCUUGCUGUGGCGAGGGAAUCAUCUUCUCUUAAUGCAGCAUAUAGGUCUACUCUUGCUUCCACCAGUUACCAUAUUUGGCAAGAAAGAAAUUGAGGUGAUCCCGGGGCGUGGCAAUGGAUGCAGAUAGGUUGGCACGAUUGAUUACGGACCAAUUUAGGAUGAAAAUCACUAGUGCAGAAUUGAAGGAUUCUUUGCAAGCCUCUGUGCUUUAUAGGCUUAGGGAGAUAGCCUGGGAUCAUGAGCAGGCAUAUAUGUCCACAAAAGAAUUGAUAAAGCCUUCAAAUACUUGAGAACUAUAGAGACAGUGAUAUAACAAAAAAUUUAGGAUAAGUUUGCAAGAGAUAGAAAACUUUUUUCUUCUGUUCGGUAAAGCUUAUGUGUCUUUUUUUUCCCUUGC
This is a messenger RNA of Sesamum indicum (sesame), 2398 nucleotides long. Its product is annotated as serine protease SPPA, chloroplastic. Gene Ontology annotation, molecular function: peptidase activity. Lineage: Eukaryota; Viridiplantae; Streptophyta; Magnoliopsida; Lamiales; Pedaliaceae. Gene Ontology annotation, cellular component: membrane. The record is from RefSeq and is a predicted model, not a curated record.